Molecule: messenger RNA, 1449 nt
Organism: Ambispora gerdemannii
Lineage: Eukaryota; Fungi; Glomeromycota; Glomeromycetes; Archaeosporales; Ambisporaceae
Source: the annotation of a GenBank genome assembly
AUGGAAAAUAACAAGUCAUAUUUAUUAUCAAAAGAAGCUUCAAACUCUUCUCGAAAACAGCGUUCAGUUUCUAUACUACAAUAUGGUAACGACGAGAAGUCACACUAUAACAGAAGAUUAACAGAACAUCAACAACAAGCAGCGGCAGCUUCUUUCCGAAGAACAAACGCACGCAAAAAGUUAUCAGUUUUAUUGGGAUUCUCUACCGGUAAUAGCGAAAAAAAGUUUGAGUCUGUUAACAGUGAUACUAUUCCUGAAAUGAGUCUAUCAAAACAUGUAAUAGCAGGAUAUUUUGUCUCGUGGGGAAUUUACGCGCGUGAACAUAACGUCGCGAAAGUGGACGCGACAAAACUUUCACAUAUUUUGUACGCGUUUGCUAAUGUUCGUGAGGAUGGAACUGUGUUUUUGGGUGACCCUUGGGCAGAUAUCGAGAAACAUUAUGAAGGGGAUUCGUGGAAUGAGGAAGGGACCAAUUUGUAUGGAAGUUUUAAACAGUUGGGGCUUUUGAAACGUCAGAAUCGACAUGUCAAAGUUAGUUUAUCGAUUGGUGGGUGGACGUGGAGCUCGAAUUUUGCUGGGGUUGCUGCUAGUCAUGAAACUAGGAGGAGAUUUGUUGAUUCAUCUAUAGAGUUGUUGAAUGAUUUAGGACUGGAUGGGUUAGAUGUUGAUUGGGAAUAUCCUAAAGAUAAAAAUGAAGCAAAGAACUUCGUGCAAUUAUUGGAAGAACUUCGACAUGCUUUAGACAAAUGCGCUGAAUCCAAGAACGAAACUACCAGAUAUUUAUUAACUGCUGCGGUUCCAUGCGGCAAAGAAAAAUAUAAAGUAAUGCGUCUGGACGAAAUGAACGAAUAUUUGGACUUAUUCUACCUAAUGGCUUAUGAUUUCGAGGGUGCAUGGUCCAGUCAUGCAAAUCACCAAACACAUCUCUAUGGAGGUGACGUGUCAACAGAUCGAGCAGUAAGGUAUUACCUAAAACAAGGAAUCCCCUCCCACAAAAUAAUAUUAGGAGUUCCAAUGUACGGUCGCGCAUUCCAAAACACUAAAGGUCUCGGACAUCGGUUUGAAGGUGUUGGUGAGGGCACAUGGGAACAAGGAAUCUAUGAUUAUAAACAACUUCCGCGACCUGGUGCUCUUGAGCAUUUUGAUGAGAAGUCUGUGGCAAGUUAUAGCUAUGAUGAUUGCUCUAGGGAAUUAGUCACUUAUGAUACACCAAAAAGUCUUCAUCACAAGUGUAAGUAUAUUCAAGAGAAAAAAUUAGGUGGGACAAUGUUUUGGGAGUUGAGUGCUGAUCACCCGACUGAUCAUGAACGAUCAUUGCUUAGUGUUGUAUAUCAUGGAUUGGGUGGUGCUCAAUGUCUAGAUGAUACACCGAAUCAUUUGUCGUAUCCUGAUAUGAUGAAUUUAUUUGGAUUAGUCUUUGACGCCUAUAUGGUCACAGUUAGUCAAAAG